Tetrahymena thermophila SB210 is the source of this 4230-nucleotide messenger RNA. RefSeq names its product transmembrane protein, putative. The transcript has 9 exons. Gene Ontology annotation, cellular component: nucleus. Gene Ontology annotation, molecular function: double-stranded DNA binding. Gene Ontology annotation, biological process: reciprocal meiotic recombination. Lineage: Eukaryota; Ciliophora; Oligohymenophorea; Hymenostomatida; Tetrahymenidae. The record is from RefSeq and is a predicted model, not a curated record.
AUGAGCAUAACACCAAGCUUAAUAAAAAGUGGUUUUUCUAAAGUAGAUAUAUUUGGAAGUUAGGUAUAGCUUUCUUUCAAUAAGCAUAGCAAAUAUUAAUCUGCAAUAGGAGGAAUUUUAAGUAUUUUCUUAGCAGUAGGAUUAGCUGUCUUCUUUUGGACUAAUCAAGUGUAAAUUAGCAAUUUGAAACAGACAAAAAAAAUAUGGAUUUAUGAAAUAUUAAAAAUAGCUGAAGUUAAAGUGGUCAAUCAGAGAACUUUUGAUGCUGAUCCAUCAAAUAUUUAUUUGACUAAUAGAAAUUUUAUGUUUGCUAUUAGAUUUAAUUAAGACAAUUUCCUUUAAAACCCUUACUUCAAUAUUUCUCUUAGCUAGGGUAUGAUGUUGACAGAUGAAAAUGUUUAAAAAUUACAAAGUAUAAUAGGAAAUUGGAGCCAUGCACAAAAGAACAUUUCAUCAAUUUACCUUCUUAUGGAGCAAAUUGGACUAAAAUAUUUGAAUAGAAUGCUUUAAAAGACUUUCUUUGCUUAACAUAAGAUUCAACAAAGCAAUCAAUAACUCUCAACAUAUAAAUAUCUUUAAAUAUAUAAACAAAUAAUUAUUUUAUAUUUAUAUAAAAAUGCUAUUUUAACUUAUGCUUAUUUAAAUAGAAGUGAUGAGACUUUUUAAAUCGGAGGAGAUUAUACUGCCAGCAGUUUUUAUUAUUUACAAUUUUCUGUCUCAGAUUGUUCUAAUUCUACAGGGCCUGAUUAGUUAUGGAGACCUGUUUGCAAGUCUAAAUAGGAUAUUCAAUAAUACCUUCAAAAUAAUAUAUACAGUACUAUAAAUCUCUACUUUCCUACAGUAAUGGUCAAUCCUGAUGAACCAAACGACGAUGAAAGUAUUAUCACUUAUUUAAAUACUGAUACCUUCUUUUAUUUAUAACCUACAAAGAUGUAUAAGACAGCUGAUAUAUUUUUUACUGAUUAUGAAAUCACAACUGAUGAUAGUCUUCUACCAACAAAAUAAAUAUCAACAAAGCAUUUUCCUCUUUACGAAACAAAAGAUUUUAGAGAGUAAGCUCUGUUGGGUACCAACGGUAAUUAUGCUGAUUUCUUCAUUAGAAGAAGCUAUUUUUCAGUGAAAAUAAAUAGAAGCUUUACUAAAUUUGAUGAGAUUAUUGCUUAUAUUGGAGGGUUCGUAGAAGCAUUUUUAAUAUUUUUAUCUAUUUUUGUUCACAGUUACAACGAGUGCUUAUUUACAGUGGCAUUAGCAAACAAAUUGUACGACUUUGAUAUUGAUCCUUAAAAUAAUAGCUAUUUUGGGCCUACUCAUUCACAAACCCCAAGGAGUAAAAGAAGUAGAAGUUCAUUCUAGAAUUAAAAUGACUAAUUUUAGAAUAGCAAUUAAAAAAAUUAGUUUGGUAGGUAAUCAAUUAGUUAAAAUCAACCAUAGACUUAAAAUAUUCCACUGAAAAGUAUUUAAUUUUUUGGGGCUCCUUAAAAGAAAAAAAGCAAUUUACAUAUUUAAAUAAACGAUUAAAACGAAUAAUUUGAGAAUUAAGCUCUAGAAGAUUUGAACAAUCACGAACUAAAUAAUUCAAAAAAUAUGGAAAUUGAUAAUUUAGAUGACUCAGAUGUUAUUUACAGAAAGAAGUUAUAUAAUGCAUGUAUCCGAAAAAUGAAUCAAAGAUAAAUUAGUUAAAGUAGUUUAUACAAUUUAAAGAAAAAGAAAAAAAAUUAAAGGUCAAAAAGCACAAUUAUUUAACAGAAAAGUACUCAUUAGGAUAACACAUCAGAAUCAUUUAGUAUUUAAAAUGAUGAUAAUAUUUUAUAAGAUGAAAUUAAAUAAGAUAAAAGCUCAAAAAGUUACAUUCCAGAUAAAUUGAAACACAUUUAGCUUAAAAAAAGAAUAAGAAGAGCAAACCCUAGUAUUUCUAAGAAGAACUCUAACUUAAAUCAACUUACUUUUAACAGUCUAAAUUCUAUACAAAAGAGCGAAAUUUCUCAUUAAUCAUAUGAGAGAAACAAUACUUUAGUCCCAUCAAUAUUUAGCCCUCUAUCUUCAACAUAAAAUUAAAAUUUUACAUCUGAAAAGAAGCUAUUCACUUCAAGUAAAUUUAGUUUAUUCUCUCCUUCUUAGAUGGGAUUACUAAAUUUAAAAAGCACUUAAUCGAAUCCUGAUGCAAAUAGUGAAUAUAAUAAAAUAGGAUAAAAAGAAGCUGUUGGAAUUCAAGAUAUUAAAUUAAAUAUUAAACCUGAAUCUUAGUCUCAAAAAAAAUAUUUCAAAGCUGUUAAGCCUUAAAAUGUAUAAAUCUUAGAAUAAAAUUCAAAUAAGGAAAGCAAAAAUUUAGAAGAUUUUGAUAAAAAAAAGUAAGCGCUUAGUAGAGUCUUAAACUUAAAAAGAAGUUUUAAAAAACUUUAAUAUUUAAAGGGGGAAUUUAAAUCUUUGUUAAGUAAGUCUUAAAGCUAAAUAAAAGUCACUAUAUCAUACUUUCUCUUUAAGCUCUCAUGCAAGUAAUACUUUAGGUCCAAAAAUAAUUUGCUGAUUGAAAAAUCUAAAGAACUUUUAGAAGAAGAACUUGAUGUUUAUGUAAUACUUGAAAAACUUAAAGAAGUUAACAAGCUAAAAGAAUUAUUUUUGGAUAAAGAACAACAGAUAUUAUUUAACUUCUUUCCCAAGCCUUUCUUAAAAGUAGAUUAAGUUGAAGAAUUUUAAUUGUCUAAAGAUAAUCUUAUCGGCUUGCAUGCAAACACUCCAAAAGAUAAUAGACUUAAUAUUUAUGAUGAAUCAAAAAGAGCUGGAGUACUCUCUCCUAAUAACCCUAAAAACUUAAAAACUAUUGGUAUAUUUGCUCAAGCUAUUUCUAAAAUGAAAAAAGGUAUUAAACCAAAAUCUCAUGUACCUUCCUCUAUAGACGCUUAUAAGAGACUUUAUGAAUGUUAUGUGGUUUGCAAUUAAGAUAAAAACAAAAUAAACGAGAAAUUGAUUAAUAUGCUUGGAAAUGAGGUGAACUAAAUCUUCUAAAAGUCUCAAUAAAUAUAAGAUGACUAUGAUAGAAGUGUGCAAAAUUCUGCUAAAAGUUCUCAAAACAAAUAGCACUUUACAUUUAAAGAAGUGCAAAUAGAAUAAAAUGGAUUGAAAGAAGAAGAACCAGAAAAUAUGCAAAAAAAGUCUUGUGAACUUAAUGAUAAUAUUAUUGAAUAGGAAAACUUUUAAAAGAGAGAUGAAAAUCAAAAUUAUCAAUUUAUUACUGUUAGCUAAAGUGAUGAAGUAAAUUAAAAUCCUAUACACAAUAACUAAGAAUCCAACAAACAAAACAGCUCCUCUGAGAAAGAAAAAGAUGAUUCUAACAUAAAAAAUGAAGUUUUAAAUAGUAGAUAAUCUAACUAUCAUAAUUUAUUUUUAAAAAGUGGAUUUUUAAGAAAUAAAAUUGAAUAAAUAGAUAACAACUAAAAUAUUUUAGGAAGUUCACUCUUCGUUAGUACUAAUAGAAACAGCGAAAUUAUUAUAAAUAGUGCACUCAGAAAAAAAGAUCUAACUAAUAGAGACUCUAAAAAAAAACUUUAAUUUAAAUAAAGUAGUAGUAUCAAAGACUAUUCUGAUGCCGAAGAUAAGGAUAAUUAGAAUAAUUUAAAUGAUGAAAAUGGCGAAUAAUACUAAUAGAUCAUUACAUUAAAAACUGAUUAUUGUGAUGAAGAUGAAGAGGAAGGCAAUAUUUUUAAACCUGCUAAUUCAAGAUGUGAAAUAAUAGACACAUAAUAAGAUAUUGUUAACACAGAGAAUGAUAAUUGUUUAGCUCCAAGAAAUAAAAGCUUUAGCAAUAUUUAGAAUCAAAAUAGCAAAUUCUAAUUUAGCUAAGAUCACAACUUACAAUUGAAUUACAAUAAUUUUAAUUAAUAAAAUACUAGAAAAACAUCUAUUGGUUUAAUGCUUAGUCAUCAAAAUUCUAGUCCUUUCGCCAAUCUUCUAGGUAGCAAUAGAAGUAUAUCAGAAAUAGACCCAUAACCAAAUUUAAAUUUGGAUGAAUAAUACUCCAAGCCUUCUGAAAAAAUAAUUGAACCAUCAUAAGCUAUAAAAAAGUCCAAAAAUACCUAUUCCAUCUUCAAUAAAAGCUCUAGAAUAAACUUUUAAUAAUAAUCAAACUAUUAUUUAGAAAAAUUAAAAUAAGGAGAUGAUAACCAAGAUAAAAUAGAUCAUUAAAUAAAUUCUUCAUAAAACAACAAUAACAAUAACAGUAAUCAUUAAUCUUGA